AUGAAAUUCGAUCUCUCGGUUUACUUGGUGACGGAUUCCACUCCUCCAAUUUUGAAGGGUCGUGAUCUAUGCACUGUGGUGGAGGAGGCCCUCAAAGGAGGAGUCACCAUUGUUCAGUAUAGAGACAAGAAGAGUGACACGGGAGUACAGAUUGAGACAGCGAAAAAGCUGCAUAGGAUCACCCGGGCUUAUGGAGUCCCCCUACUGAUCAAUGACCGCGUGGACGUUGCGCUUGCUGUUGGCGCAGAAGGAGUCCAUCUUGGUCAAGAUGACAUGACUAUCACGGAGGCUAAGAAGCUGCUACCUAAGGGCUCUAUCAUUGGUAUUAGUGCUUCAUGUAUUGAAGAGGCACAGACAGCCGUUGCUGCCGGCGCAGACUAUCUUGGUAUUGGAACCAUGUUUGCUACAUCCACAAAAACAAACACCAAGUCUAUUAUUGGGACUGCUGGUGCUCAGGCUAUUCUAGCGGCCAUUGCAGAUUCCGGCCGUGAGGUUGGAACUGUCUGCAUAGGCGGAAUCAACCAUUCAAAUAUUCAACGCGUGCUUUACCAAUCUAGCUCUCCUAAAAAGGGCCUGGAUGGGGCUGCCAUUGUCAGUGCUAUUAUGGCUGCGGACGAUCCCAAGGCUGCUGCGGCCCAAUUUGUUAAACUUGUUGCGACGCCUCCGGCAUUCGUGCAGAAGUUAGAGGCUCCGCAAGAGGUUUGCGAUACAGCAGCUCUUGUAGGACAAGUACCGCAUGUCGUUCAAAAGAUGGUCGAGGUUCACCCAUUGGUGCACAACAUGAUCAACUUUGUGGUAGCGAAUUUUGUUGCAAAUGUAACUCUCGCGAUGGGUGCAUCACCCAUUAUGUCUCCCUAUGGGGACGAAGCGACCGAUCUUUGCCAAUUUGACGGGGCGUUGGUUAUCAACAUGGGCACCCUGACUAGCCAGAGCGCACCGGAAUACUUAAAAGCGAUCAAAGCAUACAAUGAACGUGGGAAUCCAGUGGUUUAUGAUCCAGUUGGCGCUGCUGCCACCGAAAUCCGACGACGGACUGUCAAGCAGCUGAUGGCGGGUGGGUACUUUGACCUCAUCAAAGGCAACGAGGGCGAAAUUCGACAAGUUGCAGGAAAUGUUUCCGUAACACAACGAGGUGUCGAUAGCGGCCCAAGCACACUUGACAUCGAAUCCAAGGCUAGAUUGGCUCGCGAUCUUGCCCGCAGAGAACGCAACAUUGUUCUUCUCACGGGAGCUGUCGAUUAUCUAAGCGAUGGAGAGCGUGUCAUUGCUAUCGAGAACGGGCAUGAGCUCCUUGGCCAAGUUACAGGAACGGGUUGUGCCGUGGGUACCGUGGCAGGAUGUUUCCUUGCAACCCAUCCCACAGACAAAUUCCUGGCUGUACUCUCCGCUCUUCUCAUGUAUGAAAUCGCAGCAGAAAAUGCUGCCGCAAAGGCCAACGGCCCAGGAAGCUUUAUCCCGGCCUUCCUAGACGAGCUGCACGCUAUCCGACAGGCUGCCCUGAAGGGAGACGCUAGUUGGUUCGAUGGACGCGCAAAGGUUCGCGAGAUUUGCCUAUGA
Molecule: messenger RNA, 1557 nt
Organism: Aspergillus ochraceoroseus IBT 24754
Lineage: Eukaryota; Fungi; Ascomycota; Eurotiomycetes; Eurotiales; Aspergillaceae
Product: bifunctional hydroxyethylthiazole kinase/thiamine-phosphate diphosphorylase
Exons: 7
Coding region: 1-1557 (518 amino acids)
Biological process (GO): thiamine biosynthetic process
Cellular component (GO): cytoplasm
Molecular function (GO): hydroxyethylthiazole kinase activity; magnesium ion binding; thiamine-phosphate diphosphorylase activity
Source: RefSeq, a predicted model, not a curated record